AUGCCUCCCCCCCACGAAACCCUCUUCUUCCUAACCGGCGGCACCGGUCCGCGCCCAACACAAGCAGCUUUCUUCGCAGCCGCCGCACAACGGACUGCAAAGACGCAAGAGAUCAGAAGGGAACGCGAGAUGAGGAAAGAGAAAAUGAGGGAGGAGAAGGUGCAGAGGGAUAAGGCGUUGAGAGAUGUCCCUGGUUUGGGGGCGCGGGUUAUGCGGUUGCUUGGGCUGAGGGGAUUGGGGGGGAAGGGGGUUCGGAAGGGGAGGGGUGUUGAGGGGGGACAGGUGGAGAAAGGCGGGGAUGCUUCAAGUGGUGGUGGUGGUGAUGCGGGGAAAGAUGGUGGUGGGAUAUCAAAGGGGGAGUUGCCAAAGGAUACUCCUGCUAUUAUGGAACCAGAGAAAGGGACAGUUGAGAAUGAUACUGUUCAGUCUGCUGGUUAUGAUGGUGGUAUCCUUUCUCAUGGUGAGACCUGUGCUGGUGCUCACCAGGGAAUGCCAGGUUUAAAUCUCGACGGCGCCGGCGACGAUGGGCAUAUUAAUAUUGGCGAAAUCCCUCAUAGACAACAUGAGGAAGUGGAAAUGCUCUUCGACGCAGAAGAGGUUAUAGCCGCGGGGUUGAAGUUUGAUGGCGACAACAACCCCGAAGAUAUCCAGCCUCCGAUCAUUGUUCCAGCUCCUAGCCCUGACAACGAUGCCAAAGGCGGCUGUGAUCCUGGGCCAAAUUUAUUGCAAGUCCCUCCGAAGGAUACGCAGCCUGAAUUAGAAAUCGAUAUAAACCCCGAUGACAUCCGCCAGCCCACUAUCGUUCCCGCUCCAGACGCUGGCGACAAUUUAGACUGCAACCAUAACGAUAGAUCGGCCCCGUUGCCUGCUCUUCUCAAGAAUACGCUGCCAGGAUCCGAGAGCGACAUCAAGCCCGGCAAUAUCAGACCCCCUAUCAUCGUCCCAGAGCCUGACCCCGGUGACAGUUCCGAUCCAAUCCCUUCGAAUCAUGCGCCAUUGGAAUCAGAGGGCGAUUUAAACUCUGAUGAUAUCAAAUCUCAUAUGUUAGUUCCAGCCCCUGAUCCUGAUGACAGUGCCGAGGGGGACGUUCCCAAAGAUGAGCCGGCUGAGUUAGAGAGCAGUAUCAACCCCGAUGACAUCCAGGCUCCCAUCAUAGUCCCGACGCUAGAUGCUGAUGACAACGCUAACGGUUCUCAUAAUCUCCCACUGGAGAUACCGACAAAUCUUCCAGUCGUCCUUACGCCACACGACGCGGACCUCGACGUUCAAAUCCAGCACGAUGUGAGGGAUCCGUUCUCACCAACUCCGCAUCUUCCACCCCCCUGGGAGGUCACUAAUAUCCCAUACCCACAUGACGGAAACGAUCCAUUCGCGCCAACACCGCAGCACCCGCGUUCCUGGGAGCGCCCUGAUGAAAUGUUUCAAGCUAUCCAUUCCUCGCCACCACCUCAACUCGGUCUUAUAACGCCCUCUGAGGCCUCGGAAACGCCACAUCCUAGUCUCCCAAUCCUAUCUCCAGUUUCCGCGGAAUUUGGCCAGCGGAACACGCCAUCCCCUCAUAUUGAUCUUCCUACUCCUUCUUUCUUCCUUUAUGAAGCUAGUUCACGUGCUUCGUCGAGGGCACCAAGUGUCCGCGAUGUGAUUGUUGAACAAUCUCCGGUUUCAUCACCGGCGUUUGAACGUAACGGCCUCGAUGCCCACCUAGUCCCUCUCCCAGCGUCUCGCGAGCCUUCUGUUGUCGGCCCAGUGAGGUCUUUGGGUAAUCAUAUACCGAUAAAUGAUGUUGAAAGUCAUGGUAUCAAUAGCGCCGAAAUGAGGUUUGCCGCAGGUACGGAAGAUGUAUCACACCGCGUGUUAACGUCAAAGUCUAGCUACACCGGUAACAAAAUGGGAAACUCAGUUAAUGAGUCCUAUGAUCAAGCUAUAACUCAUCCUUUGCCAUCUAGAGAAGUGGCACAACAAACGAUGAAGUGGGUAAGGAGUGGCGGAGGAGGUUGGAGCGGCGAGUGGAUGAGAGUUAUAGAGUAAGAUAUUACUUGGUAUAUGAGUUGCCAUGUGCGUGGAUUAUUAUAGAAGGAACAGAAACGAGAAGAUACUAAUUCCUUAGUCUAAUCCUUGAUGUUGAGCUUAACUAUCUUCUCUGCAGCUGUGUCAUCGAGGAGAUCAUGUAUCCUCGCCUCAAUAACAUCGUCAGACAUCUCAGUACUGAAGCCCCAAAAUCGGAUUGUUGGCUUAAGAAUCAGCAACACUAACGGUAAGAUGAGAUUGUCAUGCGGACCAGCUAGAACCUUCCCAAGAUUUAUAAUUCUGCCACAGAUGUCGUCUAUCUCAAGCGUUUGUUGGACUACUUUGUCACGGAACACCUUAAUAGUAUAGGACCAGACGAACGUAGAAGAAAUAACAGUAACAGGAGACGGAUACAGUUCUUCCCACUUCACCCAUCUUACUAAGCCGUUGUCGGGGAUUUUACCAACAGACACAUACUCGUUGCAAUUUUUUGCCCAUCGUGAGACGUCUUGUGGGAUC
Molecule: messenger RNA, 2526 nt
Organism: Pseudogymnoascus verrucosus
Lineage: Eukaryota; Fungi; Ascomycota; Leotiomycetes; Thelebolales; Thelebolaceae
Exons: 1
Coding region: 1-2028 (675 amino acids)
Source: RefSeq, a predicted model, not a curated record